Centruroides sculpturatus (bark scorpion) is the source of this 3797-nucleotide messenger RNA. RefSeq names its product sarcoplasmic calcium-binding protein, beta chain-like. The record is from RefSeq and is a predicted model, not a curated record. NCBI's taxonomy places the organism in Eukaryota, Metazoa, Arthropoda, Arachnida, Scorpiones, Buthidae. Bases 3054 to 3680 code for a protein of 208 amino acids. The transcript has 8 exons.
AUCUUCGCGAAUUAAACAGUAUUUAAAUAACGGGAAUAUGUUUUUCGUAUUUAAAUGAACUUGGAAGUUUUUAAAUUUGUGAAAAGAAUGCCCCCGUACGUCAUACUUUCCCUUUAACAAUAUAGUCGCGCGGGUUAUCUACCUAACAUCUUUCGGAGGAAAUGUUCGAAUUGAGGCUUCCGGUGCAAAUCUGUAAUAAAAACGAACACUUUUGACGGUAGAAGCGCAGCAAUUUAUAAUAUUUUUACACGAAAAUAUAACUUUUAAAAGCCAGAAGUUGAAAUAACUCGAAGGUGAGCGACAAAAAUUCCGGUAGAAGAAUGUUCCAUCUCCAAACGAAAAUUUUUAUCCAUUCAUUCAAUUAUCGAAGAAUUAAGUUAUUUUUUAAGGUUUUGUAACUAUUUAAGCUUAUCUGUACUUUAAAAUUUGAUACAUUUUAAAACAAUAAGACUUCCCGUAAUCAAAUCGAGCAAGAAGAUUUAACGUUUUUGCUGGCUUGUUCCGAAGAAUAAGUAACUCGAUCGUUUCCUCCUUCUUUUCUAUCUAAAAUUACGUCCGAAUAAUUAAUUAAUCCACCUAAGCCAUUCUGAAUACGAAACAUUACGUACUUUCAAAACUUAUUUUUAUUUAUCGGUUAUUUUCCUCCAGUGAAUGGCUCGUACUUGAAAAAGGGGCAACGCUUUCUUCGUAAAUUGUGACAUUCAUUGGCAUAUACAGUACUUGUAUUUCUUUUAGCCUUAUUAUAAAAUAGAAAUUCGAGCGAUAAUCUGGACCCAGCAACUUGGCCAAAAGUUAGUUUAGUUUUGUCUUUUUGGCUACUAAUCGAAGCAAAUCCGAGUCGUAGUUAAACACAAAUAAAGUAACCAGUUAUUGUUGUGUAGUAUGUGUUUACUUUCCACUAUAGAUUACGUUUAACAUUUAAUUAUUGUACCGUGCCAUUAGAAAAUGCAACAGAUUGCUUGGAAACGAAACUAAUCUACUAUUGAUAGUGUUCUCUCGAACAAUCUUACGCUUAUUUAUAGCAAUUAAAACGACAACAAUAGAUAAUCGAGCGCUAUUGAUAGUUUUGGGUGUCGGGGAUUGAUGAUAUACACUGUAUACACGCACGCGUAUAACCCUAUAUUUAGUAAUUAACAAAACUCUCUCGGCUAAUAAUUAAUAGACCAUCGAAAUACGUGUUAAGUUGCCGAGAUAAUUUAUUUAAAGCUAAACUAACGUUUUCGGCCUAUUCGAUGGGCCAUCCUCGGGUUAAUAAGAGAGUUUUGUUAAUUGUUAAUGUGGCGGCACCGGUGGAUUAUUACAAGAAGUACAGAAAGUUAACAUUAAAAGUUGUCGGGGCAGAUUGCCAGUUGGAGUUUCUAAAGGAAUGUUUGAAAAGGAAGGUAUUCCCGAUGUCAUUAUACAGGAUCGGCGUGUAUGUGCCUUCGUAAGUCUAUUAGAAUAGGGAAAAAUAAAAAAAUAUGGAAUCUUGCACGAACUCAUCAACUUGGAAGAUAUUGUAUACGAUCCAGAAAAGUUAGUAGAAAUCAACAAAGGAAUAGUUGGGCUAAUGGAUUCAGUUCAUAGGAAUUUAAGGAAGAGAUUCAUUUGGGAACGACAGGAAUAACUAAGGAAUAACGAUCUUUCGACAUUCGUCUUUCGGGACCAAAUGGAGGUUCCGGUGAAGAUCAAAGAGGUAAAAAUGGCCCGAACUUUGUCCCGGAAAAUGCUGGAUCUUGAGAAAUCGAAAGAGGGAUUAAUGAGCCGGAUUCAUUAGAAAAAUAUUACGUCGGAUGGAAAACCGUCAUUAAAGACCGGGCAGGUCGGAGGAAAGGAAGCGGUACAAAGGCAUCAAACUUACUAGAAGUUGGAUGAGGGAAAAUGAUUCGGUUGCAACAAAGGCGAACAAAAGUAAGAUGUUGGUUAUGGCGAGAAAGCUUUGGAGGAUUAGAUUUAAAAAAAACCAGAAUGCGAACGGUUUGACACAAAAAUUAUUCGGAACAACAAUAGAAGAAUCAAAAAACUAGAAAGAACAAGACUCUUUAUUGGAUUCCGACAAUCUAAGGAAAGGUAACGACCUUUCCUUAGAAAUUGUCGGGAUCCAAGACCCGGAAUACCAAGAUUAUUUGCGUUUGCCGAAACCCAUUGUUUGCGCUAUUAAACAAUUAUUUGUUUAACAAUGUAAUUUACAACGAAUUUAACAAUGUUUGCGGCCAUUAUAUCGAACGGAUUGUUGGCAUCACCAGCAAGCAUAUUAUCUCAUUUUAUUAUUAAUAAUUUGAUAUUUUACGAGGAAGGUAAAGAAAUAAGGCCUAUAGUGGAAAGAUGCGGGGGACCAACUUUUGUCCCGGAAAAAGGUUACAUAAAUUUCUCACCUCUCGACUCGAGAAGAGCGUAUCCAUGGCGCAGGAUCCCCGGGUUGUGGUUAAAGAGACACGAGACCUAUUGUUAAUGAACGAUGAGAAAGAAAUUGAUUGGGUUUCCUGUGUUGUCAACCAUUUUUUGCCUUUAAUUCCAGCGAGACGAGUCUGACUUCACUCGAGACACGACACACCGCGCCCCUUUGUCUCCCCACCCGUCGACCUUUAACCACCGAAUUUAAUAGCAUCAAUCGCUGUAAUAUAGAAAUCUCCCCGUAAAAUUUCAGAAAUUUUCGACAAAAAGCAGGGGAGUUACUAAGCUUUAAAAAGGGUGAAGCCUCUCGCGCCCCUCCCCACCACACACACCCGCAAAAUAUUGUAAAAUAUUUAUACGGAAGAAAAAAAUGAACAAUUCUUUUACUCGUGUGUAAAGAAGGUAUUAAAUAUUUGAGAAGAUUUUUGAGAAUAUUUCGAAAUCCAUAUCUGAAAGUGCGAUUAUUGGCGAAUUUAAAUAUUUUAUAAUUAAGAGAUAAGGAAGGAAAUAUCAGCCAGACCAAUCUGAAAAAUGUUAGUUAUUUAAAUUAGGAUUAUUUUUUGACCUGGAUAUUUCCAAGUUUGUGACAGAACAAAGAGGAUAUUAAAUGUCCUUAGACAAUUCACGCGGAACGUAACGUAUAUAAAAUUAGAAGAUAAUAACCCACUUUCGUCGUAAUAAUGGGCAAAGAAGAAUACAGAAGAAGACUUUUAGUAUUUUUCAGCGAAAAAUUAGAUGUCGAUAAAAAUGGAUAUAUAUCUUGGGCGGAUUACGAGUUGCUAGCAUUAAGAACGACGUUUCAACAGAAUUUUGGUAAUUACGACCAAGAAAUCCAUAAAAAGUAUUUACAACACAGUAGACAGAUGUGGGAAAGUCUGUGUACCGAUCUAGGGGUGGAUAAAGACGAUAACGUACACUUCUUUCACCUGAUCGACUUUAUGUACUCCUCUACCAACAAAACCAAGAAGUUCGAAGAGCUUCCAGACUUCUUACAAAAUCUGUGCGUCGAAGUGUUUCGCAUGAUCGAUCGCAAAGGUGACAAUUUGUGGGAUCGAGACGAAUACAGGUUCGGUUCGGUUAUAUGGUGUUACAUUACUAAUUUGAAGGACAUCGACAACGCCUUCGAUUCCAUGUUGAAUGCGGAGGAUAAGAUCGGAGGAGGUAUUUCUUUGGAUCGCUACAAGGAAUUAGUUGUGGAAUUUUUUACGUCGAUGGACGGCGAAACUCCGAGUAGAAACAUUUUUGGACCCCUGGAUCCUAAACGUGCCGACGACGUAUUGGCCAAAGCCUCGCCGUUACGACUUUAAAUAAAUCCGACCACGUAUUUUUUACUUAUUAAUAAAUAAUAUACUGGCAGUUUGAUAAAUGUAAUGCGUUAAUAAAUGAUUUUAUAAUCGAUGUAAACAAAUAAAUAUAUAUAAUAA